Lycium ferocissimum is the source of this 935-nucleotide messenger RNA. RefSeq names its product protein PATRONUS 2-like. Gene Ontology annotation, biological process: regulation of mitotic cell cycle. The transcript is spliced from 5 exons. The record is from RefSeq and is a predicted model, not a curated record. Bases 166 to 747 code for a protein of 193 amino acids. NCBI's taxonomy places the organism in Eukaryota, Viridiplantae, Streptophyta, Magnoliopsida, Solanales, Solanaceae.
CAAAGAUGGAAUCUUCGAAUUGGGCUUCAACUUCCAAUUAAAGAUCGGGUUCAUUUUAGCGCUGCAAUUUCCCAAAUUUGAAUUGUAUUCAUCUCCAGCCUUUGCCCUAAUUGACACCACUACCAGGCGAAAUCGAAUUGCAUCAUUUGAUCGAGAGCUGUCAUUAUGGCGAAGAAUCUCAUCCAGAGGCCUUUAAUCUUUCAAGAUGAAAACUCAGACAUAUACCUCAAAAAAGGUUUGAUAACUGGAAAAUCAAAGAGUGGUAAACCAGAAGCAGUUAUUAAGAAAGGUACGGCGGGGCUUAAAAGACGUAAUGCCCUCAAUGACAUCACGAACAAGUCGAAUGCCAUUCCUGAAGAAGCAACAAGGAAAAAGAGUUCACAGAAGGAGCUUAAAGUUCCAAGUGAGUUUAACAUUGCAGAGGAGACAUUUCAACAUGAUCACAAAAAAUGCAUAGAGGCACAAAGAUCAGCAAUGACGCGAAAACAUUUCUUGGAAUCAGUUCUGCCUGGAUGUGAUUCAGCUUCUCCUAUUGACAUACCAAAAACAGAAACUGGAAUGAGUGACAAAGGAAUUGAUAGCCCACACUGCUACCCUAUGCUAGAAGAAUUGCCUAUGUCAGAGUUCUCUUGGUUGAAAUCUUCAUGGAAGUCUCCUCCAAAGAAGAGGGAUUCUCCACCCUCCUCUCCUUUUGAGUUGGAGUUUGAGCCGGUUGAAUUUACAUUGAAGGAAGUAAAAGAUUGCUGAAAUGGCCAGUGAGCUGCUCUAUUAGGUUAAUGACAUGUACAUGAUAUUAGGUAAUUAACAUUCUGAAUGUGGCACUGGUGAUUCAGUAGUUUUGGAGUAUAUUUAAUCAUUCAGUUUAUCACUAACUGUGGGGCGGAAUAUUUAAUCAUUCAGUUUAUCACUAACUGUGGGGCGGACUUGUCUUUCUA